Sclerotinia trifoliorum is the source of this 1476-nucleotide messenger RNA. Lineage: Eukaryota; Fungi; Ascomycota; Leotiomycetes; Helotiales; Sclerotiniaceae. The record is from the annotation of a GenBank genome assembly.
AUGCCACCCAUGGUUUCUCCAGCUCUCACUCAAGCCUCUCUCGCCAGCCAGACCCCAAACUCCAAAUCCAAAGGUAAACUCCACGUUUCAUUCACCGACUGGGUACUCGGCGGCUCUCUCCUCUCCAUCAAUUCCUCUCCCAAUGUUUCCGCAGCAACACGCGCUCGUAGCGAUAGUCGUAUUCGGGCUACAGCAGGUAAGGAUAAGAAUGGGAGAAGUGUAGUAAUUCUUGAAGAUCGGGAUCAAGAUGGAUUGGUGGGUGGUGAAGUGGAGAUGUUGGUUGUGAGGAAGGUGGGUAGAAAGGGAGGUGGAGGUGGAAGGAGUAGAAGUGCGAGUGCGGGUUCGAAUGUCACGGUCAAGGCGAAGAUCUCGGAAGAGGUUUUGGAGACGGUGGUUGAGGAGAGUGGUACAGUGGAGAAGAAGGAAACGGUUGAGGCGAAGAAAAGUGAGGAUGCUGAUGGCAAGGGUGAGCAUGCAUUGACUUUGCAAAAAGAAGAGGAAGGAAAGAAAGUGGAAGAGAAGAAAAGCGAGAAGGCUGAAGAGCCCACCGCUGAUAUUGUACCUAAAACAGCUGCAGCUCCAAGCGUCGAAGACAAGGAAAAAGACAAGAAGCCCGAGGCCGAGGUCGUAGUUGUCGAGGUCGAAGUCAAGGACAAUGACAAGGAUAAGGAGAAGAAAAAGGACAAAGAUGCCAAGAAAGCAUCCAAAGGCGAGGAUGGACCCGAGAAUACUAAGAUUGAAGAACCAAGCGCUGAUGCCACAGCCACAGCUCCCAAGGAGACGACCGAAUCGACUUCCGAGAAACCUACCGAGGUUAAAGAAGAUGAUAAGGGUGGAAAAGUAGAACCUGCCGAUCAAAAUGAAUGGACCAAAGAACAAGAUGAGAAACUCAUGGCUAUGAAGAAGGAAAAUAAGACCUGGAAAGAUAUCGCUGGAGAAUUGGGUACGGGCAAAAAGGAAGUGGUGGCAAGAUAUAAAGUUUUGCAAGAACAAGAGAAAACCGAAGAUGAGCAGGAAGACGAAGAACCGAAGCCAAAGAAACCUGAAAAGAAAAAGAACAUCAAGUGCGCCGCACAAGUCGACAAGAACGAAGAUACCGAAGAAGAAAUAUAUAUCUCACCAGACUGUCCCUACCACCACCCCAAACCCAAGUCUUCCGCUCCUUCUUCAAAACAAGAUAAGAAGAAGAAGCGCAAAUCCUACGGCGAGCUUGAUAGAGAUAGAGAUGAUGAGGAAGAGGAUAAUGGAGAGCGUAUGUGGGGAAAUAAAAAUGAAUAUGGACGUGGAAAUGAGCAGGGACGCCUUCGACCCGAUAAGAUAUGGUCAGCGGAAGAUUGCGAAACUUUGGAUUAUUUGAUGGAGAAACAUAGGAGCACGCAAUGGUUGCAAUUACAAGCUGGGUUUUUUAAUUAUACGGGGAGGAUGGUUAAAGCGGAGUUUAUUGAGAGGAAGUUUAGGAAGGAUGGACUUGCUUAG